AUGGAUGUUGAAAUUGCCCCUUAUGCACCCAGAAGCAUUCUAGAAACGCUGCCGUGCAGCCUCCCAAUAUCAUGGUUCGAUAUUUCCCUAGACUUCGAUGCAAUAGCCGCUCCACUUGUUGAAUCACUACGGCAUCUCGAUCCAGCUGAUCUCUCUGACGAGUCCAUCUGGCGAGAUACAUUUGCUCUCACGGGGACCUUGAGAACGUUUUACUCUGCACCUUCGAUUGCCAAUGCUUGGGCCCAGACUUGUGCGAUCCGACAAGCAGGAGGCUUUUCUUUGAUCUCGGGCUCAGCUAAACCUACACGUCUGGACAAGGACAUUGGAUGGGUCAACGUGGCCUUCGCAUUCCGAAAUGGUGGAAGUCCUGCAUCAACAUGUUCGGGGUUUCUGUCCCUGGUCCAAGAUGAGAAUUCAAGGUGGAGAAUAUGGAUGAUCAGGACUAUUCUAGAACAGCUGGAAGGCUGCGCCGAUGUCGACAAACUGACGCCUGUUGACGAGCUCUCACAACCGGCACGCAAGGGCACUAAUGGAAUCAACCCACUCCCUUCAUCACAACCUGUUGACUGCGUGAUCGUUGGAGCCGGUCAGGCCGGCCUCGGUACGGCAGGACGGCUCCAAGCUCUCGGCAUUUCCUAUAUUGUUCUCGAGAAGCACGCUCAGAUCGGUGAUAACUGGAUGACUCGGUAUGAUUCAGCGAGACUGCACACCGCCCGUGAGUAUAAUCAUUUACCAUUCGAUCGUACAUUUCCACUCCCUUACCAAGAAUUCCUCACAAAGUAUGAUCUGGCGAAGGGAUAUAGGGAUUGGAUCUAUAAGUUUGGUAUCGACCAAAAUAUCUGGUUCAGAACUGUCUUGCAGUCUGGAACCUGGAACGAGACUGAGAAGCUGUGGACUCUUCGCAUCAACCAUCCCGGCGGUGAGGAGACCAUCCAGACUCGACAUGUGAUCAUGGCAGUGGGUGGCGGAGGUCAGGACCCUAUCAUGCCCACCUACCCCGGCCGAGAGGAUUUCCAAGGAACAGUGCUCCAUUCAGCAGACUAUCAAUCAGCAGAUGCCUUGAAAGGCAAAGCCGGCAUCAUCAUAGGCACAGCCAACACAGCACACGAUGUCGCGGAAGACAUGGUCGAAGCAGGCCUCUUGAACAUCACGAUGGUCCAGCGGACUCGCACAUAUGUCCUCCCGUGCGAAUACUUCAAGGCCAUCAGUGAUCGUUCAUACAAUGCCGACGUGCCGACCGUGGACGCCGACCGCGAAGGUUAUUCGAUGCCGUACGCCGUGACGAGACUCCUCAGCCACAAGGCCCUGCAUGCGAUGGCGAGAAACCAGCCCGAAAGAUUUGAUGCCCUGGAGCGUGCGGGCUUUCGCUGCGAGCGCUACGGGGACAUCAUGUGGCAUAUCCUCGAAAAACUCGGCGGCCAUUACAUGGACGUCGGGUGUUCGGAGAAGAUCGCCAAUGGCCUUAUCAAGAUGAAAUCCGGCGCACUCGCCACGCAUUACACGCGCACGGGGCUGGGAUUCAGUGACGGCACCGAAAUUCCUGCAGAUGUCAUUGUGUUCUGCACGGGAUUCGUGGGAAAUAUGCGCACCAACGUUGCUAAACUCUUUGGUCAGGGUGUCGCUGACUCGGUCGAUGAUUUUUGGGGUUUGGAUGACGAGGCUGAGCUGAAAGGGGCGUUCAAGGCAACAGGCCGUGAGUGUUCUCCUCCCCACCCUCACUCAGCAAACGUUUCUUAUGGUGGUACCAUCUACCAGGAUCUCUCUUUCAAUAUAUAA
Molecule: messenger RNA, 1776 nt
Organism: Exophiala aquamarina CBS 119918
Lineage: Eukaryota; Fungi; Ascomycota; Eurotiomycetes; Chaetothyriales; Herpotrichiellaceae
Exons: 2
Coding region: 1-1776 (591 amino acids)
Molecular function (GO): N,N-dimethylaniline monooxygenase activity; flavin adenine dinucleotide binding; NADP binding
Source: RefSeq, a predicted model, not a curated record